CCUCCAGCGAAAUGCCGGACAUCGACCCCAAGAUUCGCGUCCUCGUCCUCGACCCGUCGCCCCACUUCACCAACAUCAACUACACCUACACCUCCUCGCUCAAGAAGUCCCUCCUCGCGCCGUGCUCUCCCAGAUUCCACGCCUUGAUCUCCGACCCCAACACCACGGAGAUCGCCAUCGACACCACCGUGCGCACAUGGGGCCUUUUCCUCGGAUGGCUGUACACUUCCCAACUCCGCCUCGACGCACCUUUAUGGGACAGCGACCGCGACGACAGCAAAAGCAUGAACGACCUCCUAGGCCUCUACACAUUCGCCAUCAAAUUCGAGGUAGUUAGGCUGCACCGGGACGUCAUGAACAGCUUCCUCUACCGCUUCAAGAACGGGUGGGUUAUAACCGAGAGCACACUCGCGAGCAUCGAGAAUGGACUGCAUUACCAAGACCCGCUGGUGGCGUUCGCGGUGGCUAUGGUGCUGAACUUCAUGCCAGGGAUUUCUUUCGCCACGUGGGCGAAGCUUAGCCCGCGAUUCUCGCAUACGAUCAAUGUUCUCAAUAAGGCGCGAGCGGAGAAGGCUUGGUCGGAGAGGGACUUCGUUGUGGAGGAUGCUGGGAGGGCGAGAGAGUUGAUUCUGGGGGAUUGGUGCCAAUGGCAUGGGCAUAGGACUAGAGAAGACGGGACGUACGAAGAGCCUAGGGUAGUGGAAGCAUGCUACAAGGAAACGAGUACGCAGAUGAGGGUGUGGAAGGCUGAGAAGGCGGGGAAAUGGCUGAGCAGUGAGAAUCGUGGGUCAGGGUUUGACUUUUUGAUGGGAGAGCUGUAGGCGAUCUCAUACUAGUUGGGUAUCAUGGGUUAGGAUGACUCCUUGAUGGGAGAACUGUUGGCUAUCACACGAGUGUAGAUAGG
Molecule: messenger RNA, 904 nt
Organism: Mytilinidion resinicola
Lineage: Eukaryota; Fungi; Ascomycota; Dothideomycetes; Mytilinidiales; Mytilinidiaceae
Exons: 1
Coding region: 12-821 (269 amino acids)
Source: RefSeq, a predicted model, not a curated record